AUCCAGAGGCGCUGCCGCGCUGAAACUCGAAUGUUUUCUGUUCCGUCCAUCUAGUAUCGCCGAGUCAGUCUGUCAGAUACGUUGGUCAGAUACGGUUCUUCGUACGUCUUGAUUUUUUUUUUCCUUCGCGAAGUUCAAGCUCUCCUUGGAUCAAUACGAUCGAAUCACCGUUUGUUACAACUGUCACCUCGGUUCUACUUCUCGACUCGUUACAUUUUCUUGUUCGUCACGCGGAACGAAAGAAUUGGAGAUCAAUUCUUUUGUCGGGAGAGAACAGAUUACUAGGAGCACCAGUUGCACGGAGAGGAACGAGGACAGAAAAGAAACACAUCGUGGGACAACAAAAGGAAGGAAAGAGAGGCCGGUGGGCGGAGGUGGAAUCAGGUGAAUCGCUUCGUUUCAAAAGUAGAACAGGGAAGAACGUCGAAACUGUUAUCUCAAUGGACUCGAUGAAGAUUCACGAUUUAAUCAGCCAGUGAUGUUCGUCGUGGAAGAAAUCUCUUCGACAGCGUGCUUUAUGAGAUAGUACGAUGACAUCACGCGAGAAGAGAUUCAACGCCUUUCGGAAAUGUGGAUCGUGAAAGCGUUACGUGCACCGAGAAACCAUGGACACUGUCUGUGAUCUUCCCCGUCGUUCCUCGAACUUAUGAACAGUAACUCGAAAGAGAAAGCACGAAUUAAUAGUGUGAACUUGAUUUUGAUUUUUGUGAAAGUUGACUUUGCGUCUAAUUAAGCUUCCGAACCAGCGAAUCAUUUCCUGAGAUGAUUAAUUUGUGAUAACAGCAAAUUGUCGUCGAUUGGCCAAGUCCGAUAUUGGAAAAAUCUAAGUCCCUUUUCUCGCGGCGAUGAUUUCCGUGCUGUCGGAUGAAGACUCGAAAGCCGCAAGGAUGAAGCAGAAACUGAUAAACGACGUGCACGUGAAGGAAGAGACGCGAUCGUUUCUCAGCUUCUUCAGGGAGAACCUCAGCAUCUCUCAGUCGGAUCUCGAACAGGGUUUCAACAAACAUCGAUUCCGGCCGAACAGAAAUACGAUUCUGAGUGUUACGGCUUUGUUGAUCGCCCUUCUCUGCCUGGGCCUCGAAAGUUGGCGGUUCCAUUGUUCUUUGGUCAAUGCUCGCGAGAUAGAGGAGCUGAAACGAAGCGUGGAGAGUCUGAAGCAUCGUUUCUUGGAAGAGGAUCUACUGGACGAGCUGAAAGCCUUUGAAGAACAGCUGUACACCGAGGAAUUCAACGAUGACAACGACGACGACGACGACGACGACGACGAUGAUGAUGACGACCCAAAUGAGGCGGAUAUCGACAACGUGGACUACGACUCGAAUUACGACGACGACGACGCAUUCUCGUCGCGUGAUUACUCGCGCCCGGCGUUCGGCGCUCGGCCGUCCGAUUUCCCGGACUCCUCGUCGACGAUAGCCCCGGUGCCCUCUCCGUCGGAAGCCGGCGCGGACGAGUUGAUCCUGAAGUGGGCGGCGGCAACGGUGGCAGCGUACAAGGCCGAGGCUAAGCACAAGCAGGAGUUGCAGAGGAGGGGCCACAGAGUUGAGCCGCACCUGGAGGAAAAAUUGGAUAAUCGUGAGAACAAUACCAAACGAAAGCGGAACGUGUUGGACGAUACAGAUCUUCUGCUGAACUGGCGAGCGAAUUUGGAACGUAAACGGUCGACCGACAGAGAGAGUCGCAGCCCCAAACGGUGGUUCGUUAAGAGGCAAGAGUCGUACACAGGUUUCCGGGACAUGUCCAAGGACAGCAACGCCGAGGAACAACAAAAUACGUCCAUUGUAAUCUCCAGCAGACAUCCUCCGAAGAAGUACAACACCCACACGUCUUCAAACAACACCGAGACGUCUUCCUUGGAGCGUGAUGACAACAACAAGUUCAGUGUAGAAGCGCGCACAGCCACGUACAACCGCACUCGAAAGGUUGCUCACAAACUUCGAAAAAACAUGAACUCUCGAGGAGUGGUCGCCGUUCAUUACCACGGGGAUGGUGGCAAGAUCUCGUCGCGAGAUCAGAACGCUGGUAACGGGAAGAUCCGUCAUGGUAGCAGCACGUUCAAAGCUUGGAAGCCGAGCGACUGGGUAACUGAUUCCGGCAUGAGCAAGCACUUCAGCAUGUCCGAGGGGGCUCUCACCAUUUACGAGACAGGAUUGUAUUUAAUUUACGCGCAGAUCCAUUACAACGACGAUCACGACGAGAUUGGGUUUCACUUGACAGUGAACGAUCGGCCUGUUCUUCAGUGUAUGAUUGACAAUUCGGGCCAUUCGCGCAAUAUCAGCCAGACCUGUUUCUCGGCGCAAUUGGCGCAUCUCAAGAAACACGACGUUCUAACAUUCAAGGAGGCCAGCUCGCCGAGAUUCGUCAUUUUCGACCAAAAGAACAGUUUCUUCGGGCUGGUGAAACUCGGAGAACUGAAGAAGCUAUAGUGUUAUCGGUUAUUUAAAUACGCACAACUGUAGACUGCAGAUUUUUGUGCAAACUCGUGUUCUUGAUAAUAUAAU
This is a messenger RNA of Frieseomelitta varia, 2501 nucleotides long. It is a transcript of the gene egr, whose product is annotated as protein eiger. Gene Ontology annotation, molecular function: receptor ligand activity; tumor necrosis factor receptor binding. The coding region runs from base 846 to 2426 and encodes 526 amino acids. Gene Ontology annotation, cellular component: membrane. The record is from RefSeq and is a predicted model, not a curated record. Gene Ontology annotation, biological process: immune response. The transcript is spliced from 5 exons. NCBI's taxonomy places the organism in Eukaryota, Metazoa, Arthropoda, Insecta, Hymenoptera, Apidae.